AAAAGGAUUAGGCCUACAGAAUGGAUUAAUAAAGAUUUUUCUGGUUAGGAAUCACCUCUUUUUUAGGGGGCACUCAAAGCAGAUUUUCAAGGCAAGAUGCAACAGAACGCAAAGAGCUCAUUCCCUCAUCUCUUUCAAAUAUAGGAGGUGGACAACACUGAUAACUCAUUCUGGUUACAACAAAGGUUCACGUAAGCUACAUUUAUAAAGGACAGUUCUGCAGAAGAGUUCUCAACGACACUCUGCCUUCAGUCACCCAAGGAUCCUGAAGAGAGGGAGAGACUACCCUCAACUGGACUGAGCAGAAAUCGACCUCGGCUCCACUACAAACAGGCAUUUCCUCAAAGUUCUGCAGAUAGUUGUGAAAUGCCAGAAUUUGCUCUUUACUACACUCCCACACGACCAUUGCAUGUAACGAAACACAUGAGAAAUUAAUCCAGACAAGGAAAAGUUUGCCGGCGCGGGGGAUCGAACCUGCGGGAGCCACUCCUUUACCAGUCGGCCAAAGAGGUACCCCCCUGGCUAAGUGGGUUAUGGGAGGCUCGCCCAUCAGGCAAGUCAGCACUACACGUCUCCCCAUUCCCAUUUAGAUUAAUUUCUGUGUGUUGAUUUCCCAUUUUCUAUGAACUUCGGAGAGCAUGGGCCAUCACUCUACCUGUUACUAUCUCGGGGUGACACAACAGAACCACAGGAGAGGAUGCCCACCGCUUUGCCACCAGUGAAAUGCCAGAAUUUUUCUCUUUUCUACACUCACACACGUCCUCUGCGUGUAACGAAACACACGAGAAAUUAAUCCAGACAAGGAAAGGAUUGCCAUCGCCGGGAAUCGAACCCGCGACCAGCGUAACGGGAGAGCCACUCCUUUACCAGUCAGCCAAAGAGGUUUUGUGUGGAAUUCAGUACAAGAGAAUAAGAGGAAGUUGACACUGAAAUUUUGUCUGAAAAGAAGAUACACAAAAGUGGAAGUCAAUCAUAGUAAAUUUUAGAGGUAGAGAAAAUUUGUAUAUGAAAACAUGGAAAUGGAAAUGGAGGGAAUAAGAACAGAAGAGACACCAUGUGUGAUGGCAGAGAACAAUACAGCCAUGAGUGAGGGUGAACCCAUGAUGACAAAAAACAAGAAAAUCAAAAACAAAAAAAAGAAACGUGGACAGAAUAAAAAGCUUGGUAUUAAGCUCCAAAGUAAAAAGGGGGAACCAGCUUCCCUGAAUACCAAUAAGAAAUGGGAUGGUGGCAAAAAAAACGCAGAAAAGAGAAAAGAAGUUGCAAAACCAGGAGGAGAAGAAAAUGAUGCCAUGCAAAACCAAAACAACCAGCAAGAAAAAACUGCAAAGAAAAGACGUAAUCACAGAGACUUUGCAAUCAGUUCUGCAAAGAUGGAGCUCACAGCUUCGAUACACCAGGAAACUGAAGGGCGGACUAGCCACAGGGACGAUCGCACCCUGUAUGUUCGCUUCCCUCAAUCUCUCUCUGUACGUGAGAAGUCUUACGUGCAGCCCAUGGUGCCAACGGCUGUGGACAUCCGCUUCCCUCGUCUCUCUCCUGGAAACUCUGCCAAGUUUUGCUACAUUGAGUUUGAGACAGAAGAGGAAGCCUCGGUGAUGAAGGAUAAAAUUGAAAAAAUUGAGGUCAAUGGUGAAGCCUUCUAUGUAGAUUAUGUCGGCAAAAAAUCCAAAUCAUUUAAUGAAAAAGAACCUAGAACUAUCGAUCCUCUUAGGUUGUAUGUUGGAGGCUUGCCCAAAGAAAUACAGUACAGUGACAUGAAGGAAAUCUUCCCCACAGCAAGUCGAAUCUUUUAUCGGAAAGCCAGUCACAAAAUCAGCCAGAGUUAUGCCUAUAUCAUCUACAAGACUCAUGAGGAAGCCUUGAAAGUGUUUAAUGCCACCAGGGACCUGAAAAUACUUGGAAAGGAAGUGAUUGUCAUAUUUGCUACUUACAAAAGUGGCAGUGCAGUAAAUGAAGAUGAAGACCAGUCAAUCGCACACCUCAGCAAGAAACUAAAGACAGAGGCCAUGUGAUCAACUGACUGCAACGAUAAUAGAAAACUGAAGAAAUGGAUGAAGUCAGGAUUUUAUAUCACCUACCCCAAUCACUGCAGCAAAGGGCAAGCCUCAGGCUCAUCAUCACCACAGUUAGAUGAUACUCUUAAGAUGUUAAUAUUACUAUAUUGUGGAUGAUUGUCUGUUGAUUCACUGCUAAGUGCUACACAACCAUUUUUUAUUUAAAUAAGUGCACUGUAGGCAUCAAGGUCAGCAACAGACCUAGGUUCAGUUGCUAGAUAAGCUGCAUGAUGAGUUGCCUAGCUUUGAGGUGGAGUCUGGGGGCUCUGUGGCCAAUGCUCAGCUGAAGACUGGUGUGAAUUUGAUCCCAGCUCAUGCCAGUUCCUUGGCGAGGUAGAGCUCUCUUGUAACCCAAAGUUAUGUGGUCUUGGCUGCCAAGCUAGGAAGGAUUUAUUAAUCACCUGACUUUGAGAUACUUUUUUUGUGAAGCAGAAUCACAUAAAAAUAAGAUUGACAAAACUGUCACACCUAUAUCAGUUAAGUUUGUUGACCAAAGUGCUUUACCAAUGUGUCACUUAGUUAUGGCCAAGAUUGAAAUUUGACCCUCCUGUACUUGACAAUUUAAUUACAAAAAAAAAAAAAAAAUGGUAAAAAAAGUUAAGCCAGUAUUUUUCAUCCUUUUGAAACCAUCAUGCACAUAUAGUAUUACUUCUGUACAGUUCAGGUAUGUGAAAGUGUAUGCCUCUUGCAGACAAGUGUAUUGGUUACUCAUUUCUAACUGUGGUGGGGCAACAUUCACUUCUUUCAACAUGAACUGAAGUGUGAUGUAUCAUUAAUACCUAGUCACAUAAUAGGAAGGCGGUGGCUGAGUAUUUAGCGUAUUGGCACAGCAUGCUGGAGGAUGCAGGUUCAUGUCCCACCCACCUCCACAAGUUGGGAUUUUUCAGUCACCACCAAGUAGCCUUAAGGUCCAUCCACAUGGUUGAACAUUGUCCGUCGAACACCCAGUUACCAGUUAACAAUGAGAAACGGAAAGGAGCGCUGAUGACAUCAGCAGCGAGCACCAAGGGGUGUAACAUACACUGCCCGUGUUCGUAGUUUCGGAACUUCGGACACUGUCUGGCGGGACAGAGGCGUAGAAGAACGACAUUGCCAGGCACAGGAUGACCAGUUACUUGUUUACCGGAUGAACUGAGGCUGUCAGUUGAUUAGGUCUCACCUGCCCUGUCAACAUGGCUAGCCAUACGUCUGUCAGUUGUCUCUCCAUACUAACAUACCGACGCUGACUUAGAUACCCAGCAGACAUCAGCUUCGAACAUUGUCUGCCGGUCUUAGCCUGGUGAACGGAGUAGAAAUUAUGGUAUACAGCUUCAUCUGGUACCACAGUUUGUUGCCAUAUCAACUUCCCUAGUUUCAACACUUAUGACAUCAUCCUGCUUCGCCUUAUUAUGGUAUCAGCGUUUGUCAGACAGACAGAGUUCGACCUUCAUGCUGUUCUGAAGACUACUUGUCAACCCAGAUGCUAGGGGGCAGCAUGAGCCAAGCAAGAUGGUGCUGCUUGCCUGUACCACAACAGGCUGGGGCCAACCAUUAAGCCCCACCAAGAAAGCCUACUAAUGCCAAAGGCAUUGCAAUUACUUUUUAAAAAGAUAUAGUAAUGAAUGGAUGCACAUCACUACCUAACCCAAGUAAUCACACCCCUGAAUAAUACUUUAGUAGAACCUGGCUCCUGACUUUCAUAUAUAAUCUUUUAAAGAUUUUCCAUGCCAUCACUUAUGGAGGUAUGGCUGUUAGAUACCCAGUACCCACUUUCCUCACCCAGACAAUUUUUUUUAUUAUUUCACCCUCUGUAUGCAGCACCAAUACAUUGCCCUCUUCCCUCCAAUUCAAACUUCCUGGUACUUACACAGUUGUUUAUGGGAUGCAUUUGUCUCAAGUUCCUUCAACACAUCUGCCAUAAGAAUGUAUUUCUAGUCACACCACUACGUCAAUUUCCUGCUUUUUUUUUAGGUGUACUUUGAGCAAAUUAGACCUACCCAGUUCAUAAAAGGACAAAUCAAAGACAACUAGGGACUGGAGCAGCUUAUUUUGAAGGUUAGUGUGCAAAUGGAAGAUCAGCAAGUUAUAAAGACAUUCCUGGUUCUAUAACAAUUCUCAAGAUAAUACCAUAUUCACUGCACAUACAAAAAAUGUUAGGCAAUACAUAAACCUUUCAAACAACUAACUUGCUACAGAUAAGGUUCACUUACAUCAAAAUAAGAAAUUACUUGUUUCUAAAACUUAUUUUGUCAAUGUGUAUGAAAAUAUUUUUGUGACUGAUAAUAUAGAAUUAUCUUCAGAACAAGAUAUGAUAAAAUAAAUUCCACAAUUAUCACUUACAACCAUACGACCACAAAAACCAUAAGCACUUAGUAACCUCAUGUGAUACUUGAGGUGAUUGUCAAUGUACUCCAAAAGUAGCACACAAGCAUCUUGCUACCAGCCCCUGGCUGCUCAGCCCAUCUCCCAGCAGGACCACUGGCCCCUUCGGCCUGGCCAGUGGUGGUGCUUCCCAUAC
Eriocheir sinensis (Chinese mitten crab) is the source of this 4554-nucleotide messenger RNA. Its product is annotated as nucleolin-like. The transcript is spliced from 9 exons. The coding region runs from base 1014 to 2015 and encodes 333 amino acids. NCBI's taxonomy places the organism in Eukaryota, Metazoa, Arthropoda, Malacostraca, Decapoda, Varunidae. The record is from RefSeq and is a predicted model, not a curated record. Gene Ontology annotation, molecular function: RNA binding.